Eublepharis macularius is the source of this 1308-nucleotide messenger RNA. It is a transcript of the gene ZNF579, whose product is annotated as zinc finger protein 579. NCBI's taxonomy places the organism in Eukaryota, Metazoa, Chordata, Lepidosauria, Squamata, Eublepharidae. The record is from RefSeq and is a predicted model, not a curated record. The coding region runs from base 1 to 1308 and encodes 435 amino acids. The transcript has a single exon.
AUGCUUGAAACUCACCUGUAUCCUACCCACCGUUGCCCUGCUUGCAACAAGGCCUUCAUUUCUGCAGCAGCCAUGCAUGAUCACCGUUGUCAGUCUGGAAGCAAGCACCAGAAUUCCUGCCAUGUUUGUGGGAAGGAGUUCAAAUUCCCUUACUACCUAGCACGGCACCGUCUGACCCACAGCAGGCAAAAAUCCUUCCAGUGCCAAUUUUGCCAUAAAAAAUUUAGCCGUCCUGUAAUUCGGGCCUGCCACAAAUGUACCCAAAGUGCCAAGCAUUCCCCAGGUGGCACUGGCAGCUCCCAGCCCUUCCAAGAGCGGGGUCAAUUUCCCCCUCAACAAGAAUUGCACAAGGAGGAGGUAGUGGCAGCAAAAGUUGGCAUUAACAACACCGCGACUUCCUCUUCUGCUAUCCCCAGUCAAAAGCAGGUACUCCUGCUGGAAGACUGGACCUUGCUAUGCCUCAAGUGCAAUGAGGCUUUUGAGACCAAGGGGGAGUUAAAGGCCCACAAGUGUUUCAAAGGGGUGGCAAGCCAAGAUGGCGCCAAGCAGGACGGACCUAAGCAGCACCAGUGUAGCAUUUGCCACAAGAACUUUGCCCGACCUUGGUCGCUAUCACGGCAUUACGUGGUCCAUACUGGUGACAAGCCAUUCUCUUGCCCUGAGUGUGGAAUGGCCUUCCGCCUCUCUUCCUACCUCAGGCAACACAGCCGGAUGCAUGCAGCCAGUGGGGACUGCCCUCUGCUCCAUCAGGCCAACACCCAGGAAGGAGAAGCAGCGUCCCCCCCUUUCACUUCCUCUCCCGCUGGGCCACCUCCCAAGAAGGCCUACAAAUGCAGCGUUUGCUGUAAGCCCUUCAAGAGCAAAUAUGACCUGGCCACGCACUUCCUCAUCCACACUGGAGCUCUGCCUUUCCAGUGCAGCCGCUGCGGGAAGCGCUUCCGCCGCCAUUCACACCUCAAACAGCACGACGUGACGCACACAGUCGCUCGCCCAUUCCAGUGCGUCAUGUGCCAGAAGGAGUUCAAACGCCUGGCCGACUUAGCUCGUCACCGGCAAGUCCAUGAGGGAGACAAACCUCACCAGUGCGGGGUCUGCCACAAGUUUUUCUCCCGCUCGUACAGUCUGCUGAGGCACCAGCGAUGCCACCUGUCAGAAACGGCUGUCGUCGCCCAUCCUGAAGAUUACCUCAGCAACUCCUGCUUUGACAGUCAGGAUCACUCGGCCUUCCUGACACACCAGGAGAGGGAGGAUGAAGACGAGGGGGAGGAAGAUCUGAGAAGCUCCAGGGAGGCUUCGUGUAGCUCAUGA